GUAUGCCAGGCUCACGGUCUUCCAUUGUUUCACCGAUGAGAUACAGAGGAUGGAAAGCUUAAACUGUAAAAUAAUGACAAGACAGACACAAAUCCCAGACUAAACAAUGCGCGCACCGGACCAACAACGACCUGUGUUCUUAUUCAGGAGCCCCCUUCACUAUGAACCACACAGCACGACUGGUAGCCGUCCCAACUUCACACACGUAGUACUUUGGGUCAUGUGUGAACUUGAAGGCAGGAAAUAAAGCGCGCUCUGUUCGUGCGUAACAGGGAAGUGAGCCUAACCGAGUUUCUACGUCGUUAAAAGUUGCCUGCGACCUGCACGAAGGGCUGGCAUCGAAAGUUCCGUUUUCUUCCGUUUUAACGACGCGUAUUGUCCAGCUUUCGGAGUUUAGCGUCAGCAUUACACUGAGUGAUGGAGGAAGGUCCCGUUCUGUAGGACUGCUCGGAGAACUUGUGAGCCAGUAGAGGGGGGAAUCGGCGACGAGCCGCAGCAUUUUUCAAUGUUUUGAGUUCUCUACACAAGUGAAGCCCUGCGUGAUCAUGGCCCAGUGGAUACAAAUGACCCAGAUGCUACAGCGUCUGCCUUACGAGACAGUCAGCAGCCUCUAUCCACCAAACUCCUUCCCCAUUGAAGUCAGGCAUUAUAUAGCUGAGUGGAUAGAGAACCAAAGAUGGGAAGACUUUUCAAUUGAAAACGUGGAGCUUCAGAGUCAAGCUGAAAAUCUGUUGGACCAGGCCAUCACCAUACUGCAAACGGUUGCUCUGCAGAACGCCAAUGUUGUUGAGAGGAUGAAGCUGAUGCAGAUGAGCAGGAACAUGGAUCUGUUUCGCCAGCAGCCGCUAAAGUUUGCAGUGAUGGUCAGGGAUAUCCUCAGGCAGGAGAGGGCUCUGGUACCCAGGAGCAACCCUGCACCCAGCCAAUCGUACCAGAUGCGAGAUUUAGUGAACAUGCAGGAUGUAGACCACCUGGUUCUGAAGGUGCUUAAUCUCCAGGAGAUUCGAAAAUCCAUGCACCAGGUGCAAGAAGAGCUCAACUGGGAGAGGCAAAACUUUGAGAGUUUGCAAGCGACCUUCCAGCAGAAUGGACUGGAUGGAAAAUCAGAAGUCCAGAAACUUCAAGCACACAUCAAGCAGCUGGAGUACAAUGUACAAGCAUUGACCACGAAACAAACACACCUGCUGAAGGAGUGUGUGGACUCUCUAGGCAAUUGCCAGACCCGAUUUAUUGACAGGCUGAAGGACUGGGUGUGGGAUCAGCGCAAGGCAGCCAUAGGAUUUCCUUUUGAUGACAACCUCAACCCCCUGCAGACCUGGUGUGAGCAGCUUCUUGGGAUGAAUGGAAACCUGAGACAGGAACUGAUGCUGACGGGGGAAAUGAGCUCUGACCUCCAGGAAAGGCUCUCGCAACUUCUGCAGGUUCUGAUCCAAAGCUCCUUUAUAGUGGACAAGCAGCCCCCGCAGGUGAUUAAGACUCAGUCAAAGUUCUCCACAACUGUGCGAUAUCUGCUGGGAGAGAAAGUGGCUCCUGGGAAGCCUGUGAUGGUGAAGGCACAAAUCAUUAAUGAAAUGCAGGCCAGGAACCUGGGCAGUGUACCUGGUGAUAAUGUGGGUGAACUGAUCAACAAUUCAGCUGUCCUAGAACACAAUUUAGCCACCAAGAGCACGUGUGCCAACUUCAGAAACAUGUCCAUCAAGAAAAUCAAGAGAGCAGACAGAAAGGGCUCAGAGUCGGUGACAGAGGAGAAAUUUGCUCUCCUGUUCACAGCAGAGAUCACCAUCACAGGUUGUGACACUCCGUAUAGGAUACAGGUGAUCUCUCAGCCAGUGGUUGUUAUUGUUCAUGGCAGUCAAGACAACAAUGCUGUGGCCACCAUCAUAUGGGACUGCGCGUUCUCUGAGCGAGACAGAAUCCCCUUUGUGGUGCCGGAGCGUGUGCCGUGGAGGAUGAUGUACAACACUCUCAACAGUAAAUUUACAUCUGAGGUCGGGACGCAGCACAAUUUGGACCAGUACAACCAACACUUCUUGGCCCAGAAGAUCUUUGAUAAGCCUGACUAUGCUGAUGACUUCAGUAACAUGAUGGUUUCCUGGGCCCAGUUUAAUAAGGAGGUCCUCCCGGGUCGAACGUUCACCUUCUGGCAGUGGUUUGAAGGAGUAAUGGAGCUAACCAAGAAACACCUGAAGUCCUACUGGAGCGAAGGGCUGAUAUUUGGUUUCAUUGGGAAGCAGCAUCUCCACCUGAUUCUCAAAGACAGGCCCAAUGGAACGUUCCUGCUUCGAUUUAGUGACUCUGAAAUUGGAGGCAUCACCAUCGCGUAUGUGUCUCCUAGUGAAAAUGGGGGACAAAAAAUCCAGAACAUUCAGCCUUUCAGCAAGAGAGACCUUGAGAUCCGUGGCCUCGGGGACCGCAUUCGUGACAUUGAGCACAUAACAUAUCUCUAUCCAGAAUAUAAUAAACGUGACGUUUUCGGAAAGUUCUACACAGUAGAGCCUCAGUUAUCCACAAACACAGGUUACAUCCCAGUGUCCCUCCAGCUUAGAAUCGGCAUGGAUGCCCCACCUCCAGCUUCCAAUACAGCACAGGGAAGUUCUGCUAACUUCAUUAUGGAAACCAUGCCCUCACCUCAGGUUGGCUUCCCUGUGGAAGCUGCAUCCUCGGGAUCCAACAUAGUAACUGCGGCUGAAGCCUCUCCCAGUGGCUUCUCUAUGCAACAGUUCCAGUCACCAUUCAACUCACCAGAGUUCCCUGAUGAAAUAAUAGAUCCUACAGGGAGUUCAUCUGGGGCCAUAGAACCCAUGCCUCUGGAUUUGGACUUUUUCAGUUAAUCUCGAGUCUCAGGAAUAAUUCUCACGGGCUGUUUUUGGAGCGGAAAGAAGAAGCCGGCUAGAGAUUAAAGCCAAACUCGACUCAUAUGACAAAAAUGCCGCCAUUUCUCCAGAUUCUCUUCUUUCACUUUCAACACCUAAAGAUUGGACUACUUUUGAGUGAAAAAUUAGCGACAAAAGCUGGUUUGUCUGGGACUCAACAUGUUCAGCUGGUGGCGUGUGGCAGCAGGAAAUAAUUUUAAGGACAAAGUAAAACUGAACAAACCAGAACAAAAAUAUUUUUUGUGGCAGCCAUCUGUGCCUUGUUGCACACGUCAUUACGAACCUUAUGUGCUUCUUACCUGGUCCUCUUUGUUUUGUUUUGGGUUUUUUUGCUUUGCUUGUUUUUAGAAAAAUAAGUGGAUUACUGUACAGAUUAUAGCAUUUUACCAACCGUUUCCAAAAGUAUGAUAGCAGGUAUAAAAAGGCAAUGUUACAUGACAUUGCUAGUUAGUGGACUUUAAUCUGCCAGGUAUUUUUCUUUUUAGUAAAUGUUGCAUGUUGUCUAUUUUAGUGAGACCGUGUUAUCUGAAAACCUGGUUGAACCUUUCUCACAGUAGGAUAUUCAUUCAGUCUCUGCAGAUAGUGUGUUUGGUAAAUACUCAGUAAGAAAUAAACAGCUUUUCCAUCUGUGGUGACUGUGAAACUCACUACACUAAUAGCCUCUGCAGAAAAUGGUAGAAGUUGUGAAGGGUGAUGGACAGUGUUUCUAUUAUUAUAUCUACUGUAUGUCAAUUAAAAAUCCAAGUGUGUUUUCUAUUAUAUCAAAACAAGCUCUUGUUGUUUAAUGUUGUUUGAUGUCAGCCAAUACUUGUUCAUUUUAUUGUUUUUAAUCAACAUUGUGUAAAUGUUUUAUUUUCCCUUUUGAUGGCCCAAAACAUUAAAAAAAAUACUAAAAAAAGUAAAAGUAAAAAUAUAUUUUCAAACCACAUCCCCCUUAUUUCCCUUUAUUCUCAAGCAUGAUGAGAAUUUCAGAAGAACAUACAGUUAAAUCCAUAAUAUUUGGACAGUAACACAAUGUUUGUAGCUUUGUGUACACCACCGCGGUGGAUUUUUUUUUUUUUAAACCAAACAAUCAAGAUGUGACUGAAGUGCAGACUUGCAGCUUUAAUUCAAGGGUUCAACCAAAGUAUUACAUUAACUGGUCAGGAACGUCCAGCCAUUUUUAAAUGUAGCACCCCAUUAUCAGAGGCUCAAACGUGAUUGGACAAACUAAAAUAAUGUUCAAUGUAAGAACUGUUUUUAAUACUUGGAUGAAAAUCCUUUGCAGUCAAUUACUGCUUGAGAUCUAGGACCCACAGACAUCAUCCAAUGUGUCUUCCAUUGAGAUGCUCUGCUAAGCCUUCAGUUGUUGCACGUUUGUGAGUUGGGGUUGCCUUUGUAGUGUGCUAUGGGCUCAUUGAAAUGUCUGAACUGUUACGCAGCAGUUGGAUGAAUCUGAGCAGAGAAUACAGCCCUGUAUACUUCUAUCAGCCGUAAUAGUGUAUAAAAAGGCUGCAAUUCUGAAUUAGUUAAAGCAAUACUUUAGUCACCCCCUUGAAUUAAAGUUGAAAGUCUGCACUUCAAUCACAUCUUGAUUGUCUGUUUUAAAAUCCUCUGUGGUGAUGUACAGAAGCAAAACACUGACUGAUUUUCUUUGGCUAAACCUUAAACUCCUUUGAUUACGGCUGUUUAUAUGCAUUGAAUGUUUGCCAGAGACAGCCAUAAAAGAGAUUCUGUUUUUACAGCAAGUUUUGCACUACCUACCGUCACUGUCAGUGCUGUGCAUGUUAUCAUGUAAGGGUGUGUUGGAUGUUAAGGUCAGUUGAUAUGUAUACUUGCUUAACCUUUCAUAUGUUUUAGUGAGUUUUGUAUAUCACUCCAGGUGUACUACUAGAAACCUUAUAGUCUUUCACUGUGGAGACAAAUAAAAUUUCACUUUUUCUGUAAAUAGCCAAAAA
Messenger RNA from Archocentrus centrarchus (flier cichlid), 4810 nucleotides. It is a transcript of the gene stat6, whose product is annotated as signal transducer and activator of transcription 6, interleukin-4 induced. Gene Ontology annotation, molecular function: DNA binding; DNA-binding transcription factor activity. The coding region runs from base 546 to 2831 and encodes 761 amino acids. Lineage: Eukaryota; Metazoa; Chordata; Actinopteri; Cichliformes; Cichlidae. The record is from RefSeq and is a predicted model, not a curated record. The transcript has 22 exons. Gene Ontology annotation, biological process: regulation of DNA-templated transcription; signal transduction.